AUGUUUCAGGCAAAUCAGACAUCUGUAACAGUUUUUAUCUUCCUGGGAUUUUCUCACUACCCUAAAGUUGAGGUCGUCAUAUUUAUGCUGUGUCUGCUGAUGUACCUAUUCACCUUGCUGGGCAACAUAAUUCUGAUCUCCACCACCAUCCUGGAUUCCCACCUGCACACCCCCAUGUACUUCUUCCUCAGUAACCUCUCCUUUCUGGACAUCUGGUACACCUCUUCUGCUUUUGCUCCAAUGCUGGCAAACUUUGUUUCACAGAAAAACACCAUCUCAUUCUCAGGAUGUGCUUCUCAGAUGUACUUCUCUCUUUCCAUGGGCUCCACCGAGUGUGUACUUCUCUCCAUGAUGGCCUAUGACCGGUAUGUAGCCAUCUUCAAUCCCCUGAGAUACCCUAUCAUCAUGAACAGGAGGGUCUGUGUGCAGAUUGCUGCUGGCUCCUGGGUAACAGGCUGCCUCACUGCCCUGGUGGAGACGGUGGCUGUGUUGCAGUUGUCUUUCUGUGGAAACAGUAUCAUCAAUCAUUUCACAUGUGAAAUUCUGGCUAUCCUGAGACUGGCUUGUGUAGACACUUCCACGGUGCAGUUAAUCAUGCUAGUGAUCAGCAUACUUCUUCUCCCCAUGCCAUUGCUACUCAUUUGUACCUCGUAUGUUUUUAUCCUCUCCAGCAUCCAGAAAGUCCGUUCAGAAGAUGGUCAAAGCAAAGCCUUUUCUACAUGUGCAGCCCACCUGACUGUGGUGGUUUUGUUCUAUGGGACAGCUGUCUCCAUGUACCUGAAGCCCUCAGAAGUGAAUUCACAGGAAAUAGAUAAAUUUAUAGCCUUGAUAUAUGCUGGAUUAACCCCCACGUUGAAUCCUAUCAUCUAUAGUUUACGGAACAAAGAGGUAAAAGUGGCUGUGAAAAAAUUGCUGGUUAAAAGUCCUUUCAGGAUUGUCUUAAUUUCCACCCUCAACUAG
Molecule: messenger RNA, 960 nt
Organism: Chinchilla lanigera (long-tailed chinchilla)
Lineage: Eukaryota; Metazoa; Chordata; Mammalia; Rodentia; Chinchillidae
Product: olfactory receptor 13F1
Exons: 1
Coding region: 1-960 (319 amino acids)
Biological process (GO): G protein-coupled receptor signaling pathway
Cellular component (GO): membrane
Molecular function (GO): olfactory receptor activity; G protein-coupled receptor activity
Source: RefSeq, a predicted model, not a curated record